GAUGUAAAAUAGUCUCCUUCGACUUCUAAUCACAGUUGAAGUUUAAUUGUUGAAUGGAGUUCGGUUUUGUGUCCCAAACUUUCAAGGGCUUUUUUUGGUUAUUCAGAGAAUAACAGCCAUGAGACGAGGACCUGGGGGAAUCGGGGCCAUAAAUAAACAGAGGCUUGCUAAGGCAAAGUUUGAACAAAAAGGAAAUGAUAUUGCUGAUGCCCAAAUAUCUCAGAUGUCCAAACAAUUGGAGUCGUUCAAAACAUAUCUGGAGGAAUUUGCUACAAAACACAAGUCGGAUAUUAAGAAAAAUGCCGAAUUUCGCGGACAUUUUCAACAAAUGUGUGCUAGGAUUGGAGUUGAUCCAUUAGCAUCUAGCAAAGGAUUUUGGGCAGAAAUGUUAGGAGUCGGCGAUUUCUACUAUGAGCUUGGUAUUCAAGCAAUUGAAAUAUGUAUGGCAACACGAACAAGAAAUGGAGGUCUUUUGCCUCUUGAUGAACUACAUCGUUUAUUGUUAAAAGGAGGAGGAAAAUCCAGACAAGAUGUUACUGUAGAUGAUUUGGCACGGGCCAUAAAAAAGCUUCAUACAUUAGGAAGUGGUUUUCAAAUUAUACCUGUUGGACAGAAUCGUAUUGUCCAAUCUGUGCCUGGUGAAUUAAAUAUGGAUCAUACCACUGUAUUAGAACUGUCACAGGAAACUUCCAACAUUUCGUUAUCUUUAAUAACGAAUACUUUAGGAUGGGAAAUUAAACGUGCUGAACAUGUGUUGGAACACAUGAUUCAAGAAGGAAUGAUUUGGAUUGAUGAUCAAGAGUGUAAAGACCGUUUAUAUUGGUUUCCUGGAUUGUUUAAAAAUAAUUAAAUAUCUUUCCAUAUUUUUGUGAUGUUCGAGAUUAAGGAAAGCAAGUUGAACGACGUGAGUACACAAAAAUUAGUACUUGCAUGUCUUUUAAAAAUUUCAACUUUUCUUAGAUUGAGAAAACCUAAAUCGGGGAAAGAGUUUAAUGCAUGGAGAAUGAACAAGCUCGUUCUCCUGUAAAAAUAAUAAAAUUGUUAGUUGUUGGUAUCAACAGGUUAAAA
This is a messenger RNA of Xenia sp. Carnegie-2017, 1068 nucleotides long. Its product is annotated as vacuolar-sorting protein SNF8-like. Gene Ontology annotation, cellular component: ESCRT II complex. Gene Ontology annotation, biological process: protein transport to vacuole involved in ubiquitin-dependent protein catabolic process via the multivesicular body sorting pathway. The transcript is spliced from 9 exons. The record is from RefSeq and is a predicted model, not a curated record. Bases 119 to 850 code for a protein of 243 amino acids. NCBI's taxonomy places the organism in Eukaryota, Metazoa, Cnidaria, Anthozoa, Malacalcyonacea, Xeniidae.